Molecule: messenger RNA, 108 nt
Organism: Capsella rubella
Lineage: Eukaryota; Viridiplantae; Streptophyta; Magnoliopsida; Brassicales; Brassicaceae
Exons: 1
Coding region: 1-108 (35 amino acids)
Source: RefSeq, a predicted model, not a curated record
AUGACUCUUUGGGCCAUAGAUUUCGGUAUGUUCGGGCAUAAAUCGGUGGGCCAAAUAUGGGUCAGACCGAUUGUGGAUUGGGUUGAGUAUAUGCAGACCGGACUCUGA